This is a messenger RNA of Nyctereutes procyonoides (raccoon dog), 1139 nucleotides long. RefSeq names its product U7 snRNA-associated Sm-like protein LSm10. Gene Ontology annotation, molecular function: U7 snRNA binding; histone pre-mRNA DCP binding. Lineage: Eukaryota; Metazoa; Chordata; Mammalia; Carnivora; Canidae. Gene Ontology annotation, biological process: mRNA 3'-end processing by stem-loop binding and cleavage. Bases 1 to 666 code for a protein of 221 amino acids. Gene Ontology annotation, cellular component: nuclear body; cytoplasmic U snRNP body. The record is from RefSeq and is a predicted model, not a curated record. The transcript is spliced from 3 exons.
AUGGGACCCCAGCUGAGGUGGAUUAGCUUUGAUGGCCUCUCCAAGGCCGUGGAGGCUUUCCUGCCAGGAACGGACGUGACCAGGAUGGGCUUGGCCCUUCAGGAGGAUGACCCUGGCGGCUGGAGUCCUGGUGACAGCUGCAUGGCGGGGGGUUGGCAGGAAAAGCCCAGUCCAGCUGGGGGCCUCGGCUGCUCAGAGCUGCCCGGAGCCCUGGCCUCGGCGGAUGCAGGAGCUUGUGCCAGCCUAGGAAGCGGAGGGACUGCGGUGCCACUGCCGGCCCUUUGGUGUGGAAGAACGGCAGUGAGCCACUCCGUGAAGGAGCGGACCAUCUCCGAGAACAGCCUCAUUAUCCUGCUGCAGGGCCUCCAGGGCCAGGUGACCACCAUGGACUUGCGGGACAAGAUCGUGGCCCGCGGCCGCAUAGACAACGUCGAUGCCUUCAUGAACAUCCGCCUGGCCAACGUCACCUACAUGGACCGCUGGGGCCACCAGGUCGAGCUGGAGGACCUCUUCGUGACGGGCCGUAAUGUCCGUUAUGUCCACGUCCCCGAUGAUGUGAACAUCACGGCGACAAUUGAGCAGCAGCUGCAGGUCAUCCACUGGGUGCGCAACUUCGGCAGCAAGGGACAAGGCCGGCGCGAAUUUCCCUCCAAAAAGUAUAAAUGAGCCUCUUCCCCAGCGAGCCCCUGUCCCCGCACAGGUUUCCCCAGAGUUCUACUGAGUCAACUGCCUGCUACCCUCCCUGUCCUGAGCCCGGAGAGAGAGUGAGCGGGGCCGGCCCAGAAACCGGUGUCUCCCACAGACACCCCCUGUCACAGCUGCCUUUCACCGGGUCCCAUCUCCUAGACUGUCUCUGGGAUCCUACUUACCUGUCCGUGGCCUUGAUCGUUUACAUCAGAAUCUGAUUUACUGAUUUAGGGACUCUGCCAAAUAGUCUUCAGCCCUCUCCCAGUGAGGAUUAUCAAGUGUACCCAGCGUGGGGCGCCUGGGUGGCUCAGUUGGUUGAGCGUCUGCCUUCAGCUCAGGUCAUGAUCCCUGGGGUCCUGGGAUCAAGCCUCACAUUGGGGCUCCCUGCUCAGCAGGGAGUCUGCUUCUCCCUCUCCCUCUGUGUACCCUUUCUCUCUGUCUCUCUCUCCGUC